UCUUUGGGUCUGCUGCCUAGCAACAGACAUUAGCGAGCUAGCCAGUUGCCUGGCUAGCUACUCUCAUGCGCAAUGUAGUUAGCUGGAACAUAGGCUCGCGGAUAGGUAGCUAUACGUUUUCAUCCCGUAAAUGUCACAGCUUUGACCCAGUUAUCGACGUUAAUUAAACUUUGUCUGUUGUCUUAAAGCGGAGAACAAUCUGUCUGUGCCGUCGGUAGCUAGAUAUCAUUAACUUGAGGGUAAGGUUCGUUUCUCUGUGAAAAGUGGCUAACCUUAGCUAAGUUACGUUAACUUAACCAUAGCAGCAGAGUCACACUCGUCUCUUCUUGCCACAGUCAAGAGCAGGGAGGGAGCAGUAGAUAUGUGAUUUGGGGUUAACCGGCUGGUUAGCUCAUCUAAUGUUGGCGGACACCAGAUGAGCUGCAACGCGAUUUUAUUGGCAGAGUGGAAUUGACAAAACCAGCCUGACGUCAACACCAUGUUGGAGGAGGACAUGGAAGUGGCCAUCAAGGUGGUCGUGGUCGGCAAUGGAGCUGUUGGCAAGUCUAGUAUGAUCCAACGUUACUGCAAGGGUGUCUUCACUAAGGACUACAAAAAGACCAUCGGAGUGGACUUUCUGGAAAGGCAGAUACUUGUAAAUGACGAAGAGGUCAGACUCAUGCUGUGGGACACUGCUGGUCAGGAGGAGUUUGACGCUAUUACCAAGGCCUACUACCGUGGUGCUCAAGCAUGUGUUCUAGUCUUCUCUACCACAGACAGGGAGUCAUUUCAGGCUAUUGACAGCUGGAGGGAGAAGGUGGAGGCAGAGGUCGGAGAUAUUCCCACAGUUCUAGUGCAGAACAAAAUUGACCUGCUGGAAGAGACCGUUAUAAAAAACGAGGAGGCAGAAGCUUUGGCUAAAAGGCUGAAGCUGCGAUUUUAUCGAGCUUCAGUAAAAGAGGACCUUAAUGUCAAUGAGGUAUUUAAGUACUUAGCUGAGAAGUAUCUUCAGCGGCUCAAACAGCAAACAGCGGAGGAGACAGAGGUGGUCCAUACAACAAGCAAUAAAAUAGGUGUUUUUAAUACCACAAGUAGUAAUGUGUGCAACCAGAGCUCCAGCAACGGCAGAGAAAUCAUCACUUUGCGACCUAACAAACAAAGAACCAAGAAAAAUAAAAAUCCUUUUGGAAGCUGCAGCCUACUCUAGAUAGACAUUUCAUUUUAGUGACUUGACUGACUAUUGUUUCUGAGACUAGGUCAUUGUUGUAUUUUGUGGGGGUAGCCACAUGUAGAGACCAAAGCCCAUACAGAUUGGGAAAAAUACUGCUCUAUACUACUUUUAAUAACCAGAUGUUUAAUCUGAAUGCUAUGUUGCUGUCCACACAUUUAUAGUUGACUUUCCUUUGAUUCAGCGUUGGACCUCCAUCAGUGAUAUGUGCACAAAGCCUCUCAGAAAAGGGAUGGUUUGGGUUUUUUGAAGUGGGGUUGUACGAGGUACUUUUAAUGAGUAGAUGGAGAUUGGCACGCUUCCAGUUUGGAGAAGCAGCAGGAGCACCAGUGUAGGAUUGCAUGGGUCCAGACCUUUAAUUUCACCCACUCCACCGACUUGACAGUUUCUUCUAGCAACAUGACACGAAACAGUGGUUUCUGGUCUGAAAAAGCAGAUGAUCCAGUGAGCGCAGCGGGGGACUAAUGAUUAGCCACUCAGCGGCAUGGGCGGGAAUAGCGGCAUUGUCAUGCUGUUGUCAAGUUGUGUGCCAGAUCCAAGGAGGAGUGAUAACAACAUUGGCCAUCGCCGUAGAAAAGAUAGACGCUGCUAUCAGGGCUGUUCUUCACUGGAUAUUAUGGUUUGUUUUUACCUCGCUCCGUUCCACUCUUAAAAUCCCAGCAAAAUCAGCAUGUUGUAGAUAAUAUUCAUUAAUGUAGAAUUAAAAUGAUUUUAGACUGAAGUGGAUACUUUGGUCUCGAGCGCCUGGUUAAGGAAAAUUGAACCUCUCUCCCCCACAUAAUUUGGUUAGAGUGGAGGCAAUGUCAGACUGUAGAUGGAAACGGAGUGUAAUGGGAAAAGAAAGGACUGUUUGAUGGUAAGGCAAAGCAAUGAUAAUGUUCUAAAUAUAGCCCUCACUUCACAGAUACUUUGAUUUUUUCCUCUUAAGUGGGACUUUUUUUUUUUUUUGUCAGCUAAAAUAUGUUUUUCUGCUGCUCCCGUCCACAGCAGUACAUUAGCUUCCUACACCUGUACACCGCUUCUCUAAACUGGAGGCGUGCUGACCUCCAUCUACACUACUGCUGCUUACUGUGGAUAAGCACCUCAUACACCGUCACUUCACAAAACCAGAAAUAUCUCGUGAAUUUAUCGAAACCCCAAAAAACAAGACGGUUUUUACAGUCACAUUCCUGUUUUUAACAUUUCAGAUGUCCAGUAUAUUUGCAUGUAUUGUAAAAGAUACACAGAUUAUUUUGUACCAUAUUUUUAUAGUCUGUCAACAGAAUAUGGUUCAAACUAUACUGUUUAUCGUGGACAAAACUACGGAAUCCAGAGUUGAUUCUCUGUGCAGAAGUAUUUUUGUACGAAUCGCAGCAGUGUUGAGUGAUAUUUUCACUGAAGUGUUGACAUAGUGCCAAAUUUCCUCUUUCUGAGCUGUAGUGAAACUAAUACUGCAGCGAUAUGGAUGUAACAUGAAAUUAGUACAAUGUGCUCCUAUGUAUAACCAAAUAUCAAUAACUAUUGACACAGAAUAGUUCUCUAUAUGUCUGUGUACACUCUACUAUCUAUAUUAUUUGUUAACCAAACGGUAAGACUUCACAAAGUCUGACUUUGUGAUGUAGAACACAAGCUGAAUUAAUGGUACUCUGCUCUAUGAGUGUUUGUCCCUCCACUCACAAUCAGUUGCAGCACUAUGUUUUUGAUUGCAGUUGUUGACAUUUAACAUAUUUUGCAUUUAAUUUCUUUAACUUUGGUACAGCUUUGAGUAACAGAUAGGUCAGCCUCAGAGUGAAGGAGUUUCAGUACUUACUAUAUAAUCAGAUUUCACAAUAUUUCUGACAUUUUCAGACACUAAACAAACAAACUCAAUUCUGUUUUUGUGUUGGCUUCUGUAGUACCUAAUCAGUUACCACUUUUUAAAUCUCACUCUGCUCCUUCUUGAUGGAAAAAGAGAGGAGGAGUGAAAGUUGGAAAUACGAAAAGCUCGCUGCUCGGUGGUGUCUGUCCCUGUUUAAGCUCUCUGAAGGGACGAGAAGCUGACCACCAGGCCCAGAUAUUUUGCUUGUGUGCCUGAAUAUGGAGGAAAAUUCACUUUCUUCUUAUUACAUGAGGGUACUCCAAAAAGAUGUCCCACACUAAUACACUUAGCUGUGGAUCAUGUGUUACUGCCUUGUCUGUAUCAAGCCUUUUAAUUUUUCUUUGUCGAACUCAUUUAAUGAAAGACGAGGGUUUACCACGCACAAAGAUGAGUGUAUGUGGUGACGUGGAAAAGUCUUAAAUCUCCUGUGUGAAAUUAUGAUCACUUCCCUAUUAGUUGUUACAAUUCUAAGUGUUUUACAUGGGAUUACGAUACAUCUGGGAAUAAAUGUGCAAGCACGUUUUUGUCUUUUUAAAAAGUUCCCAGAUCUCUGUUCUCACAUUCAAAUGAACUUGAAUCUCAAGAAGUUCAGAUGGGACUGAACUCAUUCAUAGUCUGAAAAUAAAAACUGGUGCUUAAAAUGUAGACAAAUCACGUGAGAACUCCAAGGCACCCGUUUUUUUAACAGUGAAAAUGCCUUUAUUGUCAUGUGUGAUCCAAAAGCUCAUUUCAGCAUCAAGCCUUCAUCGAGUGCUUAAAAUAUGUUCGGGUUAUACCUUCGGCACCAGGAUUGUGUCACAUUUCAAGCGUUCUCAUUUAGUGGUAUGUAAACAGUGCUAUUCUGAGAAAAAAAGAAAGCGUGGAUUAACCGUGCAUGCAAGCCUUUUUUCCACAUCAGUGAAUGUCCAACCAUGGUUGCAAUGCCACAAUGCCUUGUCCGCGUUUACAUGCUCCACCAGUAAGCAUUUUAAUCCCAUCCCUACUCUUGCUGUUUGUUUUGAAUUGCCUGCAAAGUAAAUGUGUAAAUAACGAUUUCUUGAGCUUUCUCUUAUUUGUAACAUUGUGUUUACUUUGCCUUUUUGCUUUUUGACUGAAUGGAGUUAGUGCACUUUAUCAUUAAGAUGGCAUAUAAUCCGAAAGAACCACGAGUUAAAACUAACCAUACUUAUGUGCUGUCACUCAGGUGUUGUAAUGAUCUUUGUGUUUUACUGUUACUCUGCUCUUUCACACAUUUAGAUAGACAAACCAGCACAUGUUUGCAUUCAAUCAGACAAAAACAACUCUGUUGGAUCUUUGUUUUAACAGUUAAAGAUGUAUCACAGUUUGAAAUGUGCCACACAGCUGCGCACCUGAUGUUCUGUUUGGGGGGGAUUGAUGGUAAUCUGACAUAAAUAAACCUUUACUUUUUUUCUUGGG
Chelmon rostratus (copperband butterflyfish) is the source of this 4460-nucleotide messenger RNA. RefSeq names its product RAB23, member RAS oncogene family (gene rab23). Bases 479 to 1186 code for a protein of 235 amino acids. Gene Ontology annotation, molecular function: GTPase activity; GTP binding. The record is from RefSeq and is a predicted model, not a curated record. The transcript is spliced from 7 exons. Lineage: Eukaryota; Metazoa; Chordata; Actinopteri; Chaetodontiformes; Chaetodontidae.